AGUGGUUUCUGGGAUGGGAACCACGCCGCUUUUCAGCCUCAGUUCCAGGAGUGAAGCGCGGACCUUUCAACAAGAGCUUUAUUAAUUCCCACGCUGGGAUCUUGGAAAGAGAUGGAGGUGGCGGCUAAUUGCUCCCUGCGGGUGAAGAGACCUCUGUUGGACCCCCGCUUCGAGGGUUACAAGCUCUCUCUCGAGCCACUGCCCUGUUACCAGCUGGAACUUGACGCAGCUGUGGCAGAGGUAAAACUUCGUGAUGAUCAAUAUACACUGGAACACAUGCAUGCUUUUGGGAUGUAUAAUUACCUACACUGUGAUUCAUGGUAUCAAGACAGUGUCUACUAUAUUGAUAACCUUGGAAGAAUAAUGAAUUUAACAGUGAUGCUGGAUACUGCCUUAGGAAAACCACGAGAGGUGUUUCGACUACCUACAGAUUUGACGGCAUGCGAUAAUCGCCUUUGUGCAUCUAUCCAUUUCACAUCAUCCACCUGGGUUACCUUGUCAGAUGGAACUGGAAGAUUAUAUGUUAUUGGAACAGGUGAACGUGGAAAUAGUGCUUCUGAAAAAUGGGAGAUUAUGUUUAAUGAAGAGCUUGGGGAUCCUUUUAUCAUAAUUCACAGUAUCUCUUUGCUAAAAGCUGAAGAACAUUCCAUAGCUAUCUUAAUUCUUCGAAUAGAGAAAGAAGAAUUGGAUAUGAAAGGAAGUGGUUUCUAUGUUUCUCUGGAGUGGGUCACUAUCAGUAAGAAAAAUAAAGAUGGUAAAAAGUAUGAAAUUACUAAGCGUGAUAUUCUCCGUGGAAAAUCGGUGCCAAAUUAUGCUGCUAUUGAGCCAAAUGGAAAUGGUCUAAUGAUUGUCUCCUACAAGUCCUUCAAAUUUGUUCAGGUUGAUCAAGAUCUUGAAGAAAAUAUGAAUGAAGACAUGUCAGAGAAAAUCCAAGUAGAACCUCUGUAUUAUUGGCAACAAACUGAAGAUGAUUUGACAGUGACAGUACGGCUUCCAGAAAACAGCGUUAAAGAAGAUGUUCAUGUGCAGUUUUUACCUGAUCACAUCAACAUUAUGCUGAGGGAUUGCCAGUUAUUGAAAGGAAAGCUGUAUUCAUCUAUUGAUCAUGAAAGCAGUACAUGGAUAAUUAAAGAGAAUAAUAGCUUGGAGAUUUUCUUGAUUAAAAAGAAUGAAGGAUUGACAUGGCCUGAGCUAGUGGUUGGUGAUAAACAAGGGGAACUUAUAAGAGACUCAGCCCAAUGUGCUGCCAUAGCUGAACGUUUGAUGCAUUUGACUUCUGAAGAACUGAAUCCAAAUCCAGAUAAAGAAAAACCUCCUUGUAAUGCUCAAGAGUUAGAAGAAUGUGACAUUUUUUUUGAAGAGAGUUCCAGUUUAUGCAGAUUUGAUGGCAGUACAUUAAAAACUACUCAUGUGGUAAACCUUGGAAGCAACCAGUACCUUUUCUCUGUCGUAGUAGAUCCUAAAGAAAUGCCCUGCUUCUGUUUGCGCCAUGAUGUUGACGCCCUACUCUGGCAGCCACACUCCAGCAAACAAGAUGAUAUGUGGGAACACAUUGCAACUUUCAAUGCUCUAGGUUAUGUCCAAGCAUCAAAAAGAGACAAAAAAUUUUUUGCCUGUGCUCCAAAUUAUUCCUAUGCAGCCCUUUGUGAGUGCCUUCGUCGAGUUUUCAUCUAUCGUCAGCCUACUCCCAUGUCCACUGUGCUUUACAACAGAAAGGAAGGCAGGCAUGUAGGGCAGGUUGCUAAGCAGCAAGUAGCUAGCCUAGAAACCAAUGAUCCUAUUUUAGGCUUUCAGGCAACAAAUGAGAGAUUAUUUGUUCUCACUACCAAAAACCUCUUUUUAAUAAAAGUAAAUACAGAGAAUUAAUUUUUCCAACAUGUUGACUUCUCUGUACUGGGAAAGUAUUCAGCAGUGACUAAAGGACUGGGUAGUUAUACCAUAACCUGUUAAGUUUUAAUAUAUUAAAAAUAUCUCAUGGAUUUUUUAUAUUUUAAAGGAUAUUAGAAAUGUAUUUAAAAGAUUAUGAUACUGUAAAAACUAUGGAAUGAAACUGCAGAUUUAGAAACAUUGGCUUCUGUAAAAAAAAAUGUAGUAUUGGCAAGUAUAAUUAUUUUUAAAAAACAAGCUAGAAUCUCAUAUUUUAUAAAUGAAACAUGUGUAGUUCAGUGUUUAAAAUAAAAAUAUAUAAAAAAAAAAUAAAAUAAAAUAAAAUAAAAAUAUAUAUCAUGUACUUUUCAUUGAUUAGGUUGGUACGUCUGUAGAAUGUUUAGGUUAACAGUUGAAAUGUUGAGUAUUGUAAAAACUUAUUUAAAUGGACUAAAUAUCUGAGUCUAUGCAAAGCAGGAAGUAUAGCAGGUUGAAUAGUCCUAAAGUUGCUCAGAGAUCUUGGUUGUCUUUCAGAUGAAGCAUAGCUUUAUUUAAUUUUUAAUUGUUUUGCUCUGCCACCUAGAUAAGGUUAACUACCAUGUUAUCCAUUGUUGCAUAAGAAAGUACCCCAAAACCCAGUGAUUUAAAAUAAGAUUUAUGACUUUUCACUGUUCUGUAAGUUGACUGGCUGUGCUCUGCAUGGCCUCUCAACUUUUAGUAUGCUAAACUGGGCUGCAUCCCACAACAGAACAAAUGUUUGAAGAGGGCAAGCUUCAAUAUGCAGUACCAUGCCUGUACUCCCUUCAUAUUUGCAAGUCACAUGGCCAAGUCUAGAAUCAGUGUCAGAGAGGACUAUAUAAGGACAUAGACAGCAGGAAGUAUGAUUCAAUAGAGCCAUUAAUGUAGUAGUCUACAAACAAGGACUAAGGACAAUAAAUUCUCACAGCUUAAACAAAAUAAUUCUGUUUGUACAUUAAUUUUUUUCACCAUGAUUUUCAGUUUUAUUUCCCUAGGUUUCUUUUGUUUCCCCCCCCCUUUUUUUUUUUUGGUUGUUGUUGUUGUUGUUUUGGUACCAGGGAUUGAAUUCAGGGGCCCUUAACCAUUGACUCACAUCCCCAGACCUUUUUUAGUUUUGUUUUUAGAGACAGGGUCUUACUGAGUGGCUCGGGGCCUUACUAAGUUGCUGAGGCUGGCUUGGAUCAUCCUGCCUCAACCUGUGCCCAGCUCCCUGGGUUUCUUUUAGUUUUUAGUUAUCUGGAGUUUUUCUUAAUAAGACUUUACUCUAAAAAGCAGAAAAUGAAGAUAAAAAGAGGUAAGAUAGAAAAUAGCUGUUCCUAACUUAUCUUUUGUCAAUCUGAGCAAGUAUUUCACUGAAUUGGAUUUUAAUGAAAGAAGAAAAAACAGGCUUAACAGAAGAGAAGGGAAAAGAUGGGAAUUGCUUACAUGUUCUUAAUCCCAUCUCAGAAUGCAGUUUCCUAGAGAGAAAUUUAAAUGGGUUUAAAAUAUAUUACUAAUUUUUGCCCCAAUUUAAAAUAAAAGAUUUGUAGCUUGGGUAUAUGGAAAAUGUCAAAGUCAGAAAAUAUGGUUUCUAGAUUGAAAGAUUACAUAAAUUUACUUUUGUCUUCUCCCUGGUACCAAAGAAGUUGCUUUCAAGUUUCUUCUCAUAAAUAUACAGUUUUGAGGAGUUACUUAACUAUUAAGUGAAAGUAAUAUUCCCUAAUCCAUAAACUCAAAUGUGAAAAUCUAAAAUAAAGUCUCAUUAUGGAGAGUAUAGUUAUUAUAUCUUCCCCCCACUGUGGAAUUAGGCCUCUUAAUACAAAUAAUGGAAAAACAGACCUAAAUUAACUUAGGCAAAAGAGAGGAAUUAAUGGCUUAUAUUGCCAAAAUUUCAAUAAUAGCUCUGAGUUUAAUCAUUGAUACGUUAAUGAUCAGUUUUCACUCACAGCCACCUAGCUCCGUACGUGUUUGCUCCAUAUUUUAAUAAGUUCUUGCCUCACUAUAGUGAGAAAUAUGGUUGUUACAUCCCUGCAUUCUUAUAUCUAAUAGGAAACCUUUGUCCCAGAAAUCAUAGCAAAAGCUCAUUGUGAAUGAUUGGUUCUUAAUGGGUCAGGUUCCCAUUUAUGAGCCAACUACAUGAUAGAGAUUUUGCUUUUGGAAAGUACCCACUGGCUUAUAUUUAAAUAAUACUCUCCGUACCUGGGGCCAAAGAGUGGAGAUAGUAAUACACAAAUGGAAUUAUAAAUUAUGGUCUAGCUUCUGAAAUAAAGAAUGGAUGUCACUGCCCCCAGAUAUAGGAAAUGAGCACUGAAAUGCUAUUUGCUACAAGAAAAAUUAUUAAUAAAAAGAAAUAUAAUGAAACAAUGUGGUUAUGGUAAUAGAAAAUUUCUGAUAAAUUCUUUUUUUAAAAAAAGUAGCCAUUUUAACAGCAUUAUUGAGGAAUCGACUGAAAAUAAAAGAAAAUUUCAAUGAAAGAAACAUUGAAAGAUUUCACAAAAUGGAGACAGGAUUGCAUUUAAGAAGCAGGGUUUGUGCACAAUUUCAGCCUUUGCCUGGAAUGUGAACUGUGGCCUCCUUCAGCCUUUGACCACAGGCAUCUGAACCACUGGACAGUUAAAUUGUGCAUAGCAAUUCAAGGUGCAUACCAAGGGGUCUAAGUACUCUUGUUUAUGGACAUUUGCAUUCUGUUUGUACUUUCUUUAUCUUCUAUCAGUCCUGUCACUGUUUUUUCUCAACAUACAGAAAUCCUUAUUAGCUCCCACUUUUCCUGCCUUCAUUGGAGCACUGAUUCACAGCCGUCUGAAUCUGUGUAUUCCAAAUUACAAUUUAUAAAAGAUUCCCUCUCCCCAAAUAAAGUCCUUUUUCACUUCUGCA
This is a messenger RNA of Marmota monax (woodchuck), 4737 nucleotides long. RefSeq names its product NudC domain containing 1 (gene Nudcd1). The record is from RefSeq and is a predicted model, not a curated record. NCBI's taxonomy places the organism in Eukaryota, Metazoa, Chordata, Mammalia, Rodentia, Sciuridae. The transcript is spliced from 10 exons. The coding region runs from base 112 to 1866 and encodes 584 amino acids.